This is a messenger RNA of Malaclemys terrapin pileata, 2076 nucleotides long. It is a transcript of the gene BEST2, whose product is annotated as bestrophin 2. The transcript has 9 exons. The record is from RefSeq and is a predicted model, not a curated record. Lineage: Eukaryota; Metazoa; Chordata; Testudines; Emydidae. Gene Ontology annotation, molecular function: chloride channel activity. Bases 7 to 1689 code for a protein of 560 amino acids.
CCCGCCAUGACUGUCACCUACACGGCCCGCGUGGCCAACGCCCGUUUCGGAGGCUUCUACAAACUGCUGCUGCUCUGGCGUGGGAGCAUCUACAAGCUGCUGUACAAGGAGUUCCUGGCCUUCUUCGUCACCUACCUGGGGCUCAGCCUGACCUACCGCUUCGUCCUGGCCGAGGAUCAGAAACGCUACUUUGAGAAACUGGUGAUUUACUGCGACAACUACGCCAACCUGAUCCCCGUCUCCUUCGUGUUGGGCUUCUACGUCACGCUGGUAGUGAACCGGUGGUGGAGCCAGUACAGCUGCAUGCCCAUGCCCGACCGCCUGAUGUGCGCCAUCUCCGGCUCCGUGCACGGCGGGGACGAGCGAGGCCGGCUCUACCGCCGCACCCUGAUGCGCUACAGCAGCCUCUCGGCCGUGCUCAUCCUGCGCUCCGUCAGCACCGCCGUCUUCAAGCGCUUCCCCACCAUCGACCACGUGGUGGAGGCAGGCUUCAUGACCCGGGAGGAGCGGAAGAAAUACGAGAACCUGAGCUCGUCCUACAACAAGUACUGGAUCCCCUGCGUCUGGUUCACCAACCUAGCGGCCCAGGCUCGCAAAGAGGGGCGUGUCCGGGACAACUGUGCCCUCAAGAUGCUGAUGGAGGAGCUGAAUCAGUUCCGUGCGAACUGCAGCAUGUUGUUCCACUACGACUGGAUCAGCGUCCCCCUGGUCUACACGCAGGUGGUGACCAUCGCCGUGUACAGCUUCUUCGUGGCCUGUCUGAUCGGGCGUCAGUUCCUGGACCCAGCCCAGGGCUACGAGGGCCACGACCUGGACCUGUGUGUGCCGGUCUUCACCCUGCUGCAGUUCUUCUUCUACGUGGGCUGGCUCAAGGUGGCCGAGCAGCUGAUCAAUCCCUUUGGGGAGGAUGACGACGACUUUGAAACCAACCUGCUGAUCGACCGCAACUUCCAGGUCUCCAUGAUGGCGGUGGACGAGAUGUACGACGACCUGCCCCUGCUGGAGAAGGACCGUUACUGGGACGCCUCCAACCCCCGCGCCCCCUACACGGCGGCCACCGUCUUCCUGCUGCACCAGCCGUCCUUCCAGGGCUCCACCUUCGACAUGACGCUGCCCAAGGAGGACAUGCAGUUCCAGCCACUGGAGGAGAUCGAGGAGGGGCUGGAGCCGAGCCGGCAUGUCCCCCUGCACCUCCUGAACCGGCUGCUGGCCACGGGGCCCGCCCCGGGCAGCUUCGGCCGGCGCCUCUCCCUGCUGCGCCGCAAGAACAGCUGCGUCUCCGAGGCCUCCACCUCCUACAGCUGCCUGUGCCAGGAGACGCAGAGCACGGACUGCAGCUGUGGGCCCCCCACCCGCCGCCUGCCCCUCAGCGAGGUGCCCUUCGCCCCGGAGCAGCAGGGCUGGGAGGGGGGCGAGGAAGCCGGGCCCCGGGCCCUGGGCAGCCAUGAGGAGGCCUUGGCCGAGGAGUCGGACUUUGACCGGCGGUCCCAGGUCUCCUUGCUUCACCCCGACGGCGCCGCCCCUGUGGCCGGCAGCUUCCCUUCGCCACAGGACACGGGGCCCCUUGUGGACACGUCCUUCCUCCCGCAGCCGGGAGCCGCCCAGGAGCCCCCCGCCCGCAGCGGCCCCCCCAGUGCCGGCUACUGCCCCUGGCUGCAGAACCGCAUCGAGGAGGAGACGAUGGGAUGAGCCGGGCCGAGACUCGGAGACGCCCUGCAGCCGGGGGAAGCGGGGACCCAACCCCAGUGCCGGCUGGGGGCCGACCCCUAGAUGUGACGGCAGAGACGCCUGGUUCUGGGCCAGAGGCAGCUGAGCCCCGCUCUGGUGCCACCAGAUGAACUGUUCAAAGGGGGUUAAUCGGGGGGCCAUCAACAUGCGCCCCCUCCAACCCUGGACCCCUCUGCUCCCUGGCUCACCAGUGCUGGGCCCUGGUGGUGCAGCGCUCCCUGCUGGCUGACCCAUCCUGGUCCCAGCUCCGGUCCCCUCAACUCUCAUCCACAACAGCGCGGGACCCUGCUGCAAAUGCCCCCGUCUUCGAGGCAUCAUUUCAUUAGCCCUGGGCUGCCCCGGCCUCUC